Molecule: messenger RNA, 339 nt
Organism: Miniopterus natalensis
Lineage: Eukaryota; Metazoa; Chordata; Mammalia; Chiroptera; Miniopteridae
Gene: GUCA2B
Product: guanylate cyclase activator 2B
Cellular component (GO): extracellular region
Molecular function (GO): guanylate cyclase activator activity
Source: RefSeq, a predicted model, not a curated record
AUGGGUGGCAGGACUAUGUCAGGGCUCCUGUCUGGAGUGGCUGUGGUCCUCCUGGUGCUUCUGCAGAGCACACAGUCAGUCUACAUCCAGUACCAGGGCUUCCAGGUCCAGCUGGACUCCGUGAAGAAACUGAGUGACCUGGAGAGGCAGUGGGUGAUCAGCCCCCGCCUGCAGGCCCAGGGCCUCCUGCCCACCCCGUGCUACCACCUGGCCCUGCCGCCCGACCUCCAGCCCAUCUGUGCCUCCAGGGAGGCCUCCAGCAUCUUCAAGGCCUUGAAGGCCAUCGCCAGUGACAACUGUGAGCUGUGUGAGAAUGCCGCCUGUACCGGCUGCCUCUGA